Messenger RNA from Acanthisitta chloris (rifleman), 1397 nucleotides. RefSeq names its product hypoxia inducible factor 1, alpha subunit inhibitor (gene HIF1AN). The record is from RefSeq and is a predicted model, not a curated record. The annotation marks the transcript as partial. Gene Ontology annotation, biological process: negative regulation of Notch signaling pathway; peptidyl-aspartic acid hydroxylation. Gene Ontology annotation, molecular function: peptidyl-histidine dioxygenase activity; [protein]-asparagine 3-dioxygenase activity; ankyrin repeat binding. Lineage: Eukaryota; Metazoa; Chordata; Aves; Passeriformes; Acanthisittidae. Gene Ontology annotation, cellular component: nucleus; cytoplasm. The transcript has 7 exons.
GAGCCAGUGGUGCUGACAGAUACGAAUCUGGUUUAUCCUGCCCUGAAAUGGGACCUGGACUACCUGCAGGAAAACAUUGGCAAUGGGGACUUCUCGGUGUACAGUGCCAGCACACACAAGUUUUUGUACUAUGAUGAGAAGAAGAUGGCUAAUUUCAAGAACUUCAAACCCAAGUCAAGCAGGGAAGAGAUGAAGUUUGCUGAGUUUGUGGACAGACUCAAGGAAAUACAACAAAAAGGGAGUGCUGAGAGGCUAUAUCUGCAGCAAACUCUGAAUGACACAGUUGGAAGGAAGAUUGUGGUGGAUUUCCUUGGCUUCAACUGGAACUGGAUUAACAAGCAGCAAGGGAAACGUGGCUGGGGUCAGCUGACUUCUAACUUGCUUCUGAUUGGCAUGGAAGGGUGGAAUGUGACACCAGCUCAUUAUGACGAGCAGCAGAACUUCUUUGCUCAGAUUAAGGGUUACAAGAGGUGUAUCCUGUUCCCUCCUGACCAGUUUGAAUGCCUCUACCCUUAUCCUGUGCACCACCCAUGCGACAGACAGAGCCAGGUGGACUUUGACAAUCCUGACUAUGAGAAGUUCCCAAACUUCCGGAGUGUGGUUGGCUAUGAGACCGUGGUGGGUCCAGGAGAUGUGCUGUACAUACCUAUGUACUGGUGGCACCACAUUGAGUCUCUUCUGAAUGGGGGGAUUACCAUCACUGUGAACUUCUGGUACAAGGGUGCCCCAACCCCAAAGAGAAUUGAGUAUCCGUUAAAGGCUCAUCAGAAAGUUGCAAUAAUGAGGAACAUUGAGAAGAUGCUGGGAGAAGCCUUAGGAAAUCCACAGGAGGUGGGUCCCUUGUUGAAUAUGAUGAUUAAGGGACGGUAUGACUAAUGCCUGACUGCUGGGUGACUGAUGUUGGAGCUGCUUUGUUCACAAGCAAUGGAAGAUACUGAGCGCUAGUAUUGCACGCAGCACUUAACAGACUGAUGGGUUUCCUGGCCUGUCCUGGCCCCACUACAAUACAGGGGGCUACUGGAACUGCAAAACCAUUAGUACCCCAUUCAUCCUCCACUCUCAUCUAACUGAACCUCCCAAGAAAGAGUCUGCACUUAUUGGAAGCUGGAUUCAUGCUCACUAACUUGUGUUUUUUUCUCCCUCUGCCCUGUUUGCCACAACAAGGAGCAUGGCUUCUGGCACUUGGAUGUGUUACUUCAGGAUUUUCAGGCAUUUGAAGAAGAGCUUGGAGGAGAACCAGGAGCGAUAUUGUUUCCUCGGCCUUGUUGGGGUUUGGACCUCCUGGCUGGGUUUAUGUGUUGGUGCCUGCAGUGGAUAUAAGGUGGGAAGUGAUAGGUUUUCACAGUCCUCUGUUGUUAGAGGACUUGUCCAUGCUCAACUCUGGCACCUUUUUUUAU